Messenger RNA from Cricetulus griseus (Chinese hamster), 1766 nucleotides. NCBI's taxonomy places the organism in Eukaryota, Metazoa, Chordata, Mammalia, Rodentia, Cricetidae. The record is from RefSeq and is a predicted model, not a curated record.
GCCAGAAGAGGGCUUAAGAGCAAAUUUACCCAGCGCGAGUCGCUCGAGAUCGCUGGCCCCGACUGGCCUGACCCCGGUGUAGGGUCGGCGGGGCCCGCAGGGUCGCAGCGAUGGACUCACUGGCAGCACCCCAGGACCGCCUGGUGGAGCAGCUGCUGUCGCCGCGCACCCAGGCCCAGAGGCGGCUCAAGGACAUCGACAAGCAGUACGUUGGCUUUGCCACACUGCCCAAUCAGGUGCACCGAAAGUCAGUGAAGAAGGGCUUUGACUUCACCCUCAUGGUGGCUGGUGAGUCGGGCCUGGGGAAGUCGACUCUUGUCCACAGCCUCUUUCUGACUGACUUAUACAAGGACCGGAAGCUUCUGAGCGCUGAGGAACGCAUCAACCAGACAGUCGAGAUUCUGAAACACACCGUUGACAUUGAGGAGAAGGGAGUCAAGUUGAAGCUCACCAUUGUGGACACACCCGGCUUUGGUGAUGCUGUGAACAACUCUGAGUGUUGGAAGCCCAUCACCGACUAUGUGGACCAGCAGUUUGAGCAGUAUUUCCGAGAUGAAAGUGGCCUUAACCGGAAGAAUAUCCAAGACAACCGGGUGCACUGCUGCCUGUACUUUAUCUCCCCCUUUGGACACGGAUUGCGGCCAGUGGAUGUGGGUUUCAUGAAGGCCCUGCAUGAGAAGGUGAACAUCGUUCCACUUAUUGCCAAAGCUGACUGCCUGGUUCCCAGUGAGAUCCGUAAGCUGAAGGAUAGGAUACGGGAAGAGAUUGACAAGUUUGGGAUCCAUGUGUACCAGUUUCCAGAAUGUGAUUCAGAUGAAGAUGAAGACUUCAAGCAACAGGACCGGGAACUGAAGGAAAGUGCGCCCUUCGCUGUUAUCGGCAGCAACACCGUGGUGGAGGCAAAGGGGCAGCGGGUCCGGGGACGACUGUACCCCUGGGGGAUCGUCGAAGUGGAGAAUCAGGCGCACUGCGAUUUUGUGAAGCUUCGAAACAUGCUAAUCCGAACUCACAUGCAUGACCUCAAGGAUGUGACAUGCGAUGUGCACUACGAGAAUUACCGUGCCCACUGCAUCCAGCAGAUGACCAGCAAACUCACACAGGACAGCCGUAUGGAGAGCCCCAUCCCUAUCCUCCCGCUGCCCACCCCGGAUGCGGAGACGGAGAAGCUCAUCAGGAUGAAGGAUGAAGAGGCCUGUCGUAAGGGAACAAGUUGUGCAUAAUCUCCAAGAUCUCCCUUCCUAAAAGGUCGCUGCCCCAGCGGGCCAAUAAACCAGGGUAGAGGGACAUGGAUGCAGGAUCUCAGGCCUAUUACCCAAGCUAGUGCCGCAGAGUGGAGUUGGGAGGUCCCCUCUGCGAGUUCCAGUGGGCAACGAAGCAUAUGCUAAUGUCCCACUGUGUGUGGAAGCAGGCCGGAUCCUCCGUUCAGGACCAGAGCACAUGGGUUUGGAGGCUGAGGCCUUUAGGAAGACCCCAGACCUAGAUGCGUCAAGGAGAAAGACGGGCAUGACGCGCUAGACCGCUCACGCUCCUUCCUGGGUCAACCCGAAGGACACCAGGGGCGGCAGGAACGGGGGGUCCCCUACUUUCAUCUACUUUUGGGUCAAGGUCUUCUCCUCCCAGCAGCACUGUUGCGCUGGGGUUCCAGCCCUUGGCCUCCUCCAUCUCUCCACCCGCAUGAUUCCUCCCUUUACACCCCAUUUUCCGUUUUGUUCAGUUGUGAAUGCGCAUCCUGUCCUGGUGACAGGAGAACAAAGUUGGUGAACGUC